AUGUUGACCUGGGUGGUGGUGGCACUUGCGAUAUUGGUCUUGGUUCCAUUGGACCCAGGUGUGAGAGUUGGAGACUUUGAACCGACACCCUACACUGGCAAAGUCAAUCCAAGUCCCAAUUAUAUGAUACAAGAUCACUACUUUCAGUCUGGUGACUUGCAUUGUCAUGGAUGGCUGUAUUUGCCCUUGCCAAACUCUACUGAGGAUGCCAGCAGCAGCAACAACAACAACAACGAGAAGCUACCAGUGGUCAUCAUGGCAAGUGGAUUUGGGGAACAAAAGGACUUUUUUGGAUUUGAUGUUUACGCAGAAGAAUUUGUGUCUCGUGGCUUUGCCGUCUUCCUCUUUGAUUACCGAAAUUUUGGAGCAUCCAAAGGGCACCCUCGCAAUCUGGUGUCGCCCAAGAGACACGUCCAAGAUUGGCAAUCUGCCAUUGACUACAUCACAACAGCCACAAUUAACAAAAGCAACAACAACAACAGCAAUGGUACCAUAACUGUGGAUUCUCAGAGGAUUGGCCUAUGGGGCAUGAGUUUUGGAGGUGGACAUGUCUUGACAGUGGCCAGUCAACGACAGAAUGAUACCAGGAUUGUGGGCGUGGUGGCACAGGCUCCCUUCUUGAAAACUUCGGCAUCCACCAAGAAAAGUUCCAAAAAACGGGGCAAGUUGGGCAAGUUCCGAUUACUCCUCGCGGGUCUUCAGGACGCCGCAAGGGGAUACAUGGGGUUGCCACCUGUCGUGAUACCCAUCUUGGGUAUUAAAGGUCAACUGGCCAUGAUGCCGAGUACUCCCAAAAACUUGGAGGCAUAUCUGGCGCAACAACCCACUUUGAAAUUGGGAGGAUGGAGAAAUCAAGCACCCACACGUGGACUGUUGGAACUCAAGUUCUACUGUCCGAUGGAAUCUGUACGACAAAAUCCACCACGAAUACCUGUUUUCUUGGUUUCUGGCACUCGUGAUGCCGUUUGUCCAUCUCAUGUUAUUGAACAAGUACACCAACUCUUGCCACAAUCUCAAGUCAUCACGCGGAAUGCUUCGCAUCUCGAAAUCAUGGGGCCAGAUCACGCACCACAAGUUGGCCAAAAAAUGGCCAAUUUCUUUGAGGACUGCUUUCGGUAG
This is a messenger RNA of Seminavis robusta, 1119 nucleotides long. NCBI's taxonomy places the organism in Eukaryota, Bacillariophyta, Bacillariophyceae, Naviculales, Naviculaceae. The record is from the annotation of a GenBank genome assembly.